Messenger RNA from Heterostelium album PN500, 1443 nucleotides. RefSeq lists its product as uncharacterized. NCBI's taxonomy places the organism in Eukaryota, Evosea, Eumycetozoa, Acytosteliales, Acytosteliaceae. The coding region runs from base 1 to 1443 and encodes 480 amino acids. The record is from RefSeq and is a predicted model, not a curated record. The transcript is spliced from 3 exons.
AUGAAUGAUAAAGAUAACAAUUAUGUACUAAAACUAUCACAUGUUAUAUUAUCUAAAAUCAUUGGAUUUUUAAACAAGAAUAUUGACAAGAUAUGUUUCAGUUUAGUUUGUAAACAACUUUAUCAACAAAGAGAUAAAUAUAUAUUUUUAAAUUGUGAUAAUAUACCUCAGAGGUAUUCAAAUUCUAUAGAUAAUGAAUAUCCUCGAUUUCAAUUGAAUUCAUACAAGAAUCUAUUAAAGAGAGCAUUGGAAUUGAAAUCAAAUUGUUCAUUAUUGAUCACCUACACAGAUCAACCCGAUGAAAAAAACAAUUACGAUUAUAUAAUAGUUAUAAGUGAUUUUAAAGAAUUAGAAAUACCUAGUACUGUUAAAAAGUUGGAGUUUCACUAUUUGUUUCCACACGAUUUAGAUAGCAAGUUUAAAAGUAAACUUGAACGAUCGAAUGUCAAUCAAAUAACUUUAGAUAGCAGACGCAUUUUAUUUGAUCGAUUUCCUUCGAAUAUUAAGGAUUCACUCUUAGUAGAUAGCAAUCAAACUCUUCAACUCGAAAUCCAAUCAUUACCACCCAACCUACAAGAACUUAGAUGUGUUAGCACUUUUAUAUUGCAUUGUACUUUGAGAUCGCUACCAAGCACCCUAAGAAAGUUAAGCAUAUCAUUCCAAUCGCUGAAAUCGUCUAUAAGAGAAAAUCUACCAGCAUCUCUUACCGAACUAUCAGUUGUUUUCAGUAACGAUGAUGUGAUCGAUUGCAAUAACUACAUUCCUCUACAUAUUAGCAAACUCAUUUUGAUAACAUCGAAACAACACCUGACCAAAGGAUUUAUACCUAGUGGUGUAAGGAAAUUAGAGAUAUCCAGGAGUGUAUCAUUGGAAAUCGAUAUAUUUAGCGAGUUGAAUCGGUUGGAAACUUUAGAUCUGAGUAGAAUCUCUUCUUAUGAAGGUAGAAUUGGUCGGUUGCCUUCAAACUUAAAACGAAUGGCACUACUUGGUUGCAAAUAUGAUCCAGAUAUCUUUAUAUUCCCAGAGAAUCGACUGGACUAUUUACAGAUUGGAGAUUUCAGUAAGACGAUUCGAUCCGAUAUGUUACCGCUAUGCAAGGAGCUAGUGUGUUCGUUUGGCUGUGAUAUCGAGUCACUACCGGAUGGUGUCGAGACACUCGCGCUACUAAGCUAUCAUUUGUUCCAAUGGAAAGACUUACCGAGUUCACUUCGCACCCUAACUAUAACUAAAAAAACACUUCAAAUGAUUGGUGGUGCCGAAGGAAUACCAAGUAAUAUCACCAACAUCCGACUAUUGCAAAGUGUGAAUAGAAACAAAUAUUUCCUCAGAAGAUUGAACGACCAACAAUUCUUAUUGUGUGGCUCUGCUAAAUAUCAAACCAAUGGUUCAGGAGCAAUAAUCAAUCAAUCCGAUUUAUUAGACUUUUCAUUAAAAAUAAAAUGA